AUGGGUAAACAUAAACGGGUUAAAAGGACGAAUCGUGCGGACCCGUUAGCUCGGAAAACUGCCCAAGAUGAGAAGAUCGUAAACGAGAAAAUCCUGCCGCUGUUGAAUCAACUGAAGUCGCCCAAGCCUGCGGAACGGGCGGUUGCAAUUGGUGCUAUGAACGCUAUGGCGGACGAUCCAAAACUGCGAAGAAUGCUAAUGAAGGAGAAGGCUGUGCAGACUAUCUUGGCACAUACAUUGACUGAUUCUUCGCAGGAAAUCACCUCCGAAAGUUACGGGUUCCUUCGUAACGUUGUUCUUGAAGAGGGUCGCGAUGCGGCGAUGUUUCUGUUUCGGCAAAACAUUUUGGCUAGCUGGGUAGCUGCUGCACAAAAAUUAACGGCUGCCUGGGAUGUUUCGAUGGAGACGUUGACUGGUCAAGACCGAGCAACGGUUCUUGAAUUCGCAGAAAAUUUGUUAAGCCUGUUGUCGGGGCUUGCCAUGGCUGACGAUCUCAUUUACGAUUCAAUUAUAUCUAACGCCGCAAACGAUGCUUUGAUGCUUGCCUCAAAAGUUUUAAAUACCGGUGCAAAGUCGUCUAGCGAUGCCGCGAUGGAGUUCCUGUACGUUCUUACUGAAGACAACCCGGAAGUUUCGGUUAAAUUGCGCGAAUUACCUUUGCGACAAGGUACAAUCUCUUCCAAAGUAUACUAUAUUGGAAUUCAGUACAAUCAAGCUGAAAUUACCCAGACUUCAUUAUUGGAUCUAUUGAAAGAACUUGUCCAGGUUCUCCAGUCUGUCGAUGCUUCUUCUUUGCAAAAUGUUGAACUGGGCAACAUCUCAGACCCACAGGAGCUGAAAGAAACUACUAUCAAAAUGGCUGCAGUCAGGUCCGAGAUCAACGCAAUCCAGGUUUGUUUCGAGCUCUUUGGUGCAAUCACCGAGUCCCUGGUGGGCGGUGACGAGCUCGGCGCUCUACAAUACGCUCGAGACACGGUAAUUCCCAUAUGUUUGGAAGUCAUUGACAGAACCGAGUUCACCUAUCGCGUCGCAAGUGCUCUAAAUAAUAUAGGCUGGACGCUGUAUGCAGCAUCUUCGGAAUCCGACAGCCCAGAAACAGAUUGGCGGGCUGCUGCCGAGCAAAUCUGGAACAAAGUGGUCCAUCUGGUAGGCAAUGAAGAUGUUGACAUUGCUAGUGCAGCAGUUGGUGCUAUGGGUGCAAUGGCCCAAGAAUAUGGCGAUAGCAUAAACAUCGAGUCAGAUGUCGUUCAGCUUAUAUUCAGCCGUUGUGCCGCUCUCAAAACUGCAGACACUAAAGAUGAGUAUCUUCAGUAUGUGCAGCCGGCCAUUGUCUUCUUGGCCGUUGUUUCGGUGCGCACACAAAACCUUGAACUGAUUGGCGCUUUGACGGACCUGUUAUUGGAGAUCAUCAUGGCAGGUAAUGAGGUGCAACCUUCUCUGUUGAUGGAGGCUCUGGAUGCACUAAUUGAUUUAUUCGCUGACAACGAGGCCCCUGCUCAGGGCAUAUACGUCGAGAAGAGCGUUCAACAGCAACUGAAACAAAGUUUACCGGCAGUCAAGCGUAGUCUCAAAGCUAUUAACAAGUCUACUGCCCGCGGCUUGUGGGAGCAAGGCAAUGAGGCUUUAAUGAACAUAUCGAACUUUUUAGAGUACAAAAGCGAAGCUCUACAGUAG
Molecule: messenger RNA, 1674 nt
Organism: Wickerhamiella sorbophila
Lineage: Eukaryota; Fungi; Ascomycota; Dipodascomycetes; Dipodascales; Trichomonascaceae
Product: Synchronized import protein 1
Exons: 1
Coding region: 1-1674 (557 amino acids)
Biological process (GO): ribosomal large subunit biogenesis; protein import into nucleus
Source: RefSeq, a predicted model, not a curated record